Molecule: messenger RNA, 2127 nt
Organism: Aquila chrysaetos chrysaetos
Lineage: Eukaryota; Metazoa; Chordata; Aves; Accipitriformes; Accipitridae
Product: microtubule-associated proteins 1A/1B light chain 3C-like
Exons: 7
Coding region: 282-899 (205 amino acids)
Biological process (GO): autophagy of mitochondrion; autophagosome assembly; cellular response to nitrogen starvation
Cellular component (GO): cytosol; autophagosome; autophagosome membrane
Molecular function (GO): ubiquitin protein ligase binding
Source: RefSeq, a predicted model, not a curated record
GGGAAAUUACAGCAGAGCUGGGCAAGGCGAGAAGGAAAGGAAGGGAAAUUAUAGCGCAGCUGCGGCGAGCGAGGGGGGAGCAGACCCUGCAAGCUCCGUUCCUGCAUCCCAGCCGGGCUGUGACCAUGGGAAGACGAUUAACUCCACGCUGCGAGCUCCGACCGAAGCGGCUCUGCCCCAGCCCCAGCGAGCGGGACGUGAAGGGCUGCUCGGCCAAGACCCCGCCGGCCACUUUUCACGCCGUGGCUUGAGACUCGCUCAUGCAGGGAGUUUAAUUUGCGAUGGGAAGGACGCGUGGGCCAGCGGCCAAGAGCAGGCACUGCUCCGGCGCCCGGCUUGGCACGGCGAGGCCGGUUAUUGAGCAAAGCCAGAGGCUGUAUCCAAGCGACCUGUGGACUGAGAUAUUAAUCCAGGCUCAGCCCGCAGCACGGCUGCUGCUCGCCUGCGAGGAGCGCUCAUUUCUCACGCCGUGGCUUCCAGCAAAGCGAGGGAAGAUGCAGCCAGGCGACAGCAGCUCUCGCCCGUUCAAGCAGAGGAAAAGCCUCGCUACCAGGAUGCACGAAGUGACAGAGAUACGGAUAAAAUAUCCCAACAAGAUCCCGGUGGUUGUGGAACGCUACCAGAAGGAGAAGACCUUGCCCCCCUUGAACAGGACCAAGUUUCUGGUGUCCCAGGACCUGCCCCUGUCCCAGUUUGCUGUCACCCUGCGGACGCGGCUCUGCCUGACCUCCUCCCAGACCUUCUACCUGCUGGUGAACAACAAAGGGUUGCCGAACAUGGCCGUCACCAUGCAGGAGCUGUACCGGGACAACAAGGAUGAGGAUGGCUUUCUCUACCUGACCUACGCCUCGCAGGAGAUGUUCGGCAGCUCUUCCUCCGGCAAGCCAGCGGCUGCUUGACCCCAAACCACCUGCCACCACCGUGUCCUCGUGGCUGCUCGUCUCGGGGCUCCCAACGCUGGUGAGAUCGGGGAUGUAUCUCUCCAAACUUGGCUUAAAAUCGGUGGGGAGCCCCAAAUUGUGGCUGGACCAAACCUUGCCUUCUCUCUGGCUGCAGUUUGACAGGCUCAGCCUUGUAAUGGUCUUAAAAACUCCACUCGAUGCCUCCUUAAUCUUGUGGCUUUAAAUACAAAUGAUUCUCCUGCCACAGCAGAAGAUGGUGCUGGUUUACUCUGAUCCACAGGAAGGUUAUUUUUCUAACUGGCUCUUCUGAAGGGCUUUACAACCUGUCAUCCCUGUUCAGAAAACUUAGGCUCCUUCUAAAUGCCUCUCCUAAUAGGAUCGGGUAUGGGGAGUUUCACGGUUUGUGCAGGUUUUUGUUAAGCUGCGUGUCCAUUCUAGCUGCCGCUCGAGCGUCUGUGCUCUUGAGAUGUGGAAUAAAGAAAAUUGGACUGGUGCUUCUGGUCAUCCAAACUGCAGCUCGUCCCUCGGCUGUGAAGCCAGCCUUAAACUCGGGGCUUUGUCCCUGGCUUUGCUGGGCUGCCAGUAGCUGAGCUGGGGGAGCGAGAGCGAAGAGGGGAAAGGACUUUGCUCCCCCCAUUGCAAAAGCAGCCUGGGAGAGACCCUCCUGCAGAAAAGCAGCUCCCCAUCUCGCUCCCCUCUGCGGAAUAAGGGGGGGUUUGAUCCCCUCCACCUCAAACCAGCACCCUAAGGACGGGGCACGUAGCUAAAACCCGCAGCAGGGAUUAGCUGAGCUCAAAUUGUAGUGCUGUGCUGUGAGUCAGACAUAAAUGCUUCCUGCCACUGAUACUGCAAAACACCUCUUAAAUAUUUAAGGCUUCCCUUGCCAUAAAAUGCAUUGUCACACUGGGUGAAUAUUUCAUGCACGUUUCAUGUUAAAAUGUUAAUAAAUAAGCUCUAAAAUUAGCUGCCACGACAGCAGGAGCUGGGUCCUUGAUGCGCUGCUGGGGGGGGGGGAGUUGGGAUGAGUCCCUCUCCUGUACUGGGAUGAAACUGGGGAGCGGGGGUCUAUACUGUGCCCCCCACCCCGACUGGCUGCACCCCCAAACUGUGCAGCAGCAGGUUUCUUCCUGAGGCUUCAGGCUGGCUCAAGGCUAAGCUGGGGUGCCAGAGGUAUUUUUUGGGGGGGGGGGGGAUGACAGCUCCGUGCCAGUCGGUAGCUGGAGGU